Mandrillus leucophaeus (drill) is the source of this 522-nucleotide messenger RNA. RefSeq lists its product as uncharacterized. The annotation marks the transcript as partial. The transcript is spliced from 4 exons. Lineage: Eukaryota; Metazoa; Chordata; Mammalia; Primates; Cercopithecidae. The record is from RefSeq and is a predicted model, not a curated record.
AUGACGACAUUUCCCGUGCUCCCCUCAGACGACGGGAGAUCACGCAGCAGUGAAAAUGAACCACGUCAGUGUGGGGCCUGGUCUCCCCUCAAGGCACAGUCAGAGAGCAGAGGCCGCACCAUCAUAGCAGGGGAGCAGGAGCAGCUGGGACAGGGCCCUUCUGUGAACCUGCUGCAUCGCCAGGCUGUGCGAACGGACUCAGCUGCCAGAACUCACAAAACAUCAGUAUCAGCACCGAAACCUCACAGGAAAAACGAUAUCAGUGGCAGUACAAACACCUCCCAGGGACUCCAGCUCCGGGACCCUCAGACUUCAACCACAGCACCAGCUCUUCCCCGGAUCUCCAGCUCCAUGACCCUCAGACUUAAAAAAACAGCAGCACCAGCUCAUCCGGGAAUCUCCAGCUCCACGAUCCUCCAACAAGAAACACACCAGCUCCUCCCCGGGUCUCCAGCUGCAGGGCCCUGAAACGAGAAUAUCAGCUCCUCCCUGGGUGUCUAGCUGCACGCUCCUCAAACUAGA